Messenger RNA from Panicum hallii, 2221 nucleotides. RefSeq names its product dnaJ homolog subfamily C member 21-like. The transcript is spliced from 4 exons. The record is from RefSeq and is a predicted model, not a curated record. The coding region runs from base 328 to 1989 and encodes 553 amino acids. NCBI's taxonomy places the organism in Eukaryota, Viridiplantae, Streptophyta, Magnoliopsida, Poales, Poaceae.
UCUUAUCUUAUCAUGGCGGGUGAGAUCUGUCGUCUAAUCCUAAUUAAUCUCUCUCUCUCUCUCUCUCUCUCCUGAAAUAGAAAUAGAAAUAGAAAUAGGUAGCAGCUGUUGGUUUGAUCCCCCAUGGCGAUGGCGAUGUGGCGCUCCUUGCUCCUCGUGAUGCGGCGCUUGGUCACUCCACCCAUGACAUGUCACAUGCGCAUGCAAACCAACAACCACAUCAUCAGAUUCAUUUCAUCAUUCAUUAACAAAGCAAAGCUAGGAAUAACAAUAGAGUAACUCCUCCGGUCCGGUGGUCCUCCCCAUAUCUCUCUCCAUGAUCAUCUCAUGACCCCCUCCUCCGCCACCCCUCGCCGGAGGAGGCGUCGCCGCAACCGCAAUGUCCCUGUCUCUGUCAGGGGGAGCGCCGCCGCCUCGGCCAGGGCCCUAGCCGCCGGGCUCUGGAGGCUGCGCCACGCACAGAGGAUGAAGGCGGCCGGGGGGCCCCACAACCAAGCGCCUAGCAAACUUGGUGAAGGAAGGAGGUGUCCUGCUAACAAACACUUGGCUGCUCCUGGAAUUGGAAUCGGAAUCGGAAGCCAUUGCCAAUGUUGUAGUAGGAACCACCACCACCACCACCAUGGCAUCUUAGACAAGAUCGACGCCUGCGUGGAGCCAUACGGUUCGUGUUCGUCGUCGGCCAUGGAGAAGGCCACCAAAUGGGCCUCGCGAUCAUCGUCUCCUCUGGUGCUCCUCAUGGAGGCCGAGCUGGAGAAGGCGCGAGGCCACAUCAGCGAGCUCGAGGAGGAGCGCCGCGUCAUGACCAAGAGGCUGGAGCGCUUCCUGCGGGAUCUGGCCGAGGACAAGGCGUCCUGGAAGGCCCGGGUGCGGGACAAGGCCCGCCACGCCGUCGCCGCCCUCAAGGAGGAGCUCAGCGCGGAGCGGGCGCACCGGCGGCAGCUGGAGCAGGCCAACGCCAAGCUCAUGCGCGACCUGGCGGAGGCGAGGUCGUCGGCCAAGCAGCAGGCGCAGAGCUACGAGAUGGAGCGCAAGGCCCGCGAGCUGAUGGAGGAGGCGUGCUCCGAGCUCACGCGGGAGGUGGAGGAGGACCAGGCGGAGGUGGAGCUGCUUCGCCGGGAGUGCCUGCGCAUGCGGGAGGAGAUGGAGGAGGAGCGACGGAUGCUGCAGAUGGCAGAGGUCUGGCGCGAGGAGCGCGUGCAGAUGAAGCUCUCCGACGCAAAGCUCGCGCUCGAGACCAAGUACGCGCAGCUCAGCCACCUGCAGGCGGAGAUGGAGGCGUUCCUGCGGAGCAAAGACUCGUCGUGCCAAUCGUCCACGAUGCGGGAGGCACGCUUCAUCAGCGAUGCCGCCGCGGCCGCGGCGAGCGCCGAGCUCAGGUCUCGCGGCCGCGCCAGCCAGCACGACGACGACGAGGACGACGAGGUGGAUGCGGAUUCGGUGUUCGAGCACUUCCGCCGCAAGGAGACCAACCGCGCCAACAGCCCCGCGUCGUCCAACUCCAACGUCAGCGCAAUGCAGUCGGUGAGCCCAGCGACGGACCUCUUCCUGGCAAAGGUCGACGACGCGUACGCCAAUGGGGGCAGCUCCGCCGACAUGGACUACGACGGAGGCAGGGACUCCUGCAGCUGGUUGGGGACCAGCGAUCGCUCGGCUUCUGUGGCCAACGGGAACAGCGGCUUGGAGUCCGGGGCGAGCCGGCGGUCGGUGGGGAAGAACACGGCGCUGAUACGCAGGCUCUGGAGGUCGGCCAUCGCCGAGAGCAGGAAGAAGACUGGUGGCGGCUGGUCGCCGUCUUCGGACCGGAGGUCCAGCGUGACCCCGGAGGCGCCUCCACCUCCACCAAUGGCAGUGGCAGUGGCACCGCCGCAGCAGAGCAAGCAGAGCCUGAGGGAGAAGCUCAUGGAGGCCAGGAUGGACGACCACAAGCCUGUCCAGGACUCCAGGCAGCCAAACACAAAACCAAUCUCUAGUAAAUGGAAGGGAAGCUGAUGAUCGAAUAGGAUCGAUACGCUAACAGAGGCCUCAAGUGAAGUAUAACCCCAAACAUUUUGCUCCCUGUAAACUGGAUCAAUCUAUUGAGAUAUGAGAAACGUUUGAAAGGAUAGUCAUUUGUACAGCAUUUCUUUCUUCAGUCAGGCUUGUUGGGGGCUCUCAUGGGCCGUGAUGUCUAGUCUGAAAACUCUCUGAAAUAAAUCACCACAAGUUCAAUACAAUGGAAAAA